CGGAGGGCUCUCCUUGUCAGUUCAGUUCUGUGCUUCUGUGUGUUGUGUUGUGCACGGUUGGGCCGGAGCUUCGCGACGUGCGCAAAGUACUUGUGAAAGUGCAGUGUAUCCGCAAAUCGCGAAAGUGUUUUUGCAAAAUAUUGCAAAAUGGCGGAGGAAGCGGUACAAAAUGGCAACAACCACACGGAUAUCCCAGAAAUCGAACUUAUAAUUAAGGCUUCCACUAUCGAUGGUCGGCGGAAGGGGGCAUGCCUGUUUUGCCAGGAAUAUUUCAUGGACCUAUAUCUUCUGGCUGAGCUCAAGACUGUAUGUCUGAAAGUUACCACUGUUGAUAUGCAAAAACCACCUCCGGAUUUCAGGACAAAUUUUGAGGCAACCCCUCCUCCAAUCCUUAUCGACAAUGGUCUUGCAGUUCUUGAAAAUGAAAAAAUUGAACGACAUAUCAUGAAAAAUGUGCCAGGGGGACACAAUCUCUUUGUCCAAGACAAGGAGGUUGCCACCUUAAUCGAGAAUCUAUACAGUAAACUGAAAUUAAUGUUGUUGAAGAAGGAUGAAGUAUCUACUAACAAUCUGAUGUCUCAUUUGCGCAAGAUUAAUGCACAUUUGCAGCGCAAUAACCAGCGUUUCUUGACUGGAGACACUAUGUGUUGUUUUGACUGCGAAUUGAUGCCCCGACUGCAGCAUAUCCGAGUGGCUGGAAAAUACUUUUUGGAUUUUGACAUCCCUGUUGAACUUGCAGCUCUUUGGCGCUACAUGUAUCAUAUGUACCAGCUGGAUGCAUUCACACAAAGCUGCCCUGCAGACCAGGAUAUUAUUAAUCACUACAAGCUCCAGCAGGUGGGGGGUAUGAAGAUGAAGAAGCAUGAGGAACUUGAAACGCCAACUUUCACUACCUCUAUUCCAGUGGGAGUGUCAAUUGAUGACACAGUUAAUUGAACUGUAUGAAUAGUAGGUAGAUAUGUCUUUAACUUUCAUAGCCCCACACUCCAUCAGACUUCUAUUUAUUCUCUCUACUGAAUGGGGUAUUGUGUAAAAACAAUUGUUAUACAUUUCUUGUGAACUAGUAUCAUAGUCAAGGUUAUAAUGGUGGAAUAGUUGCAUGAAUUCAUGACCGAAUUGAUUCAAGUAUUUGUUUCACAUUUAUUUAUUAUUUUGUAUUGAAAUUUAUUUCAAGAUCAAGAUUCUGUGAUCACAAUCACACUCAAAAUUGAUGUAAACUAAUGAAAUGGUGGGACCAACAAUUAGAUCUUAUGAUUUGCACCCUAUUGAAGUCGACAUGGGUGUGAAAAUUGAUGACAUUUCCAUCAUAAUACCUUACCAACCUGGAAAGUUAUUUUAUUUUUAUUAUUUUUCUGUUUUUUGUUUGAUGGGGUUGUGGGGCUUCCCGCUCAUAGCCUCCUUCUGCAGUUCGUGAAAUACUUAGUUAUAAUUUGUAUCCGUCAGAUCAAUUUCUGUUGUUGCUAAAAAAAGGUUACAUUCUUCUGCAGAAGAUGGUUCAUGGCAUUUAAUCUUGUGAUAGUUAUCCAAGCCACACCCGGUUUUUUGUAUUCAGUAUUGAACUUGAGACUGGUGCAUUCCAUCCAUUUAGGUGUAUGUCUUUUUCAAAAUUUAUUCUUGCAUUUUACCAGUUUCUUGAUCAACAUUUUGUUUAAUUCACAUCAGCAUAGCGAUUUUAUUGUUAGGCAUGAUUUCUAGUAGUACAGUAUUAUCUUAAAAUUUGUACAAAAGGUCAUGCUGGCAUUGAAGUGUUGUAUUAGAUUCUUAAAUUUCUAUGACCAUUCUGGCUGGAAUUUUUACAACCAAGAAUUUCAUUUCUAUGUAUUUGAAGAUUUGUUACCAUUCAGACUGAUGAUUUCUGUAGAUGUCUAGGCACGAUGAUAAGAUUUUCUUUCCAAUUGAACUUAGGCCUGUAGGAGACAAAUGUGCUGACUGAUCAGCUAUUGUCAUCAACCAAUGAAUUAUUGUAUAUUUUGCUACUAAACCUUGUACCAAGAUUUAUAAGUUAAUAUUGUACAAUGAGAAACUGCUUUUGAAUCUGUAGUGCAGCAGUGAAACAUUAAUCAUGUCAAAAUGUGCUUCCUGUAACUAUGAUGUUAACUGUUUUGCUGUUGAAAUUAUACCUUCUUCUAUCAGUGUUUUAUCUCUGAACUUGUGCUUUUGGUAUGAUCUACCAAAUGUGUUUUUCUUUCUCUGUUCAUUUAACAUUUGUUCCCUGUACAUUUGAUUUCAUGUUGAAGUUUAGUUGUAUCAAUUCACCUUUUUGCUUCCUUUCUCAAUUGAAAAGAAGUUUGCCAUCAUAGCUUUGCAAUAUACUUCUGUAAAUACAUGUACCACAUUUUGAUUGUGAUGACUUUAUUGUAAGAAUAUACGACUUAAAAGAAAA
Messenger RNA from Frankliniella occidentalis (western flower thrips), 2383 nucleotides. RefSeq names its product chloride intracellular channel exc-4 (gene Clic). Gene Ontology annotation, cellular component: cytoplasm; apical plasma membrane. Lineage: Eukaryota; Metazoa; Arthropoda; Insecta; Thysanoptera; Thripidae. The record is from RefSeq and is a predicted model, not a curated record. The coding region runs from base 148 to 936 and encodes 262 amino acids. The transcript is spliced from 5 exons. Gene Ontology annotation, molecular function: chloride channel activity. Gene Ontology annotation, biological process: chloride transport.